This is a messenger RNA of Klebsormidium nitens, 2942 nucleotides long. The record is from the annotation of a GenBank genome assembly. NCBI's taxonomy places the organism in Eukaryota, Viridiplantae, Streptophyta, Klebsormidiophyceae, Klebsormidiales, Klebsormidiaceae.
CAACAAGGUGGCACACUAGCUUUCCAAAUUCCAUGCCAUUGCAGGGCAUUGCAAUUUGCAGGCGCUGCAAGCCUGCAAUUCUCCAUUCGCAUUGGCAUCAGGGAGGAGCCUACAGGCUACAGUUGUAGCUUUCAACUUCAAGAAGCAAAGCGGAGGUCUGCUUUGAAUGGCAAAGUUGUGAUUACACUCCGAUUGCUGAUAUUCCCGCACGAGUGAUUGAUACCGACAAGUAUCAAGGUUGAUGCUUGGAGGAUCAACAUCUGCUAAGCGCGUUCAGUUACAACAGACCUGUUACAAUAGCUCUUUUAAUCAGACCUAGAGCACCGCUGGUGGCUGGCUGCUCCGCUGUCUACUUCCCACAGUGCUGUUCGGUGAGAGCAGCAGCGGCUGCUGCGAUGGCGGCGGACCAGUACACGCUGCGCUGCGAGCUGCGAGGCCAUGAGGAGGAUGUGCGCGGCGUGUGCGUCAUCUCUGAGUCCACCGUUGCAACUGGGUCCCGGGACAAGUCGGUGCGCGUGUGGUCCAGCGGGGAGGGUGGCGCCUUCGGGUUGAGCCAGACGCUGGUGGGCCACACCGACUUUGUGGGGCCUGUGCACUGGAUCCCGCCUGGCGCGCAGUACGCUGCAGGGGCGCUGGUGUCGGGGAGCCGGGACACGCGCAGCCUCGUGUGGGACCUAGCGACCGCGACGCCCAUUGCUGAGCUGGCGGGGCAUGCGUACCAGGUGACUUCCCUGAACGUGACUGACAUUGGCGACAUUGUGUCUGGGUCCCUGGACAAGACGGCACGCGUGUGGCAUGGCGCCAGCUGCGUGGCCACCUUGGAGGGGCACGAAGGCCCCGUCUUAGCGGUGCUGGCGCUGCCAGGGAGUGAGGCGGAGGGGGGCAUUCUGACAGGGUCUGGGGACACACACAUCAGGCUGUGGCGAGGGGGAAAGGUGGUGCACACGUAUAGCGGUCACACCGACACUGUCCGCGGGCUGGCGCUGUUCCCUGGCGUGGGCUUCGUGUCUGCGUCCCACGACGGCACAGCGCGCGUGUGGGCGGUGAGCGGUGAGACGCUGCUGCACCUGGUGGGCCACACCGCGCUCGUCUACCGCGUUGCGGUACACCCCCCCUCCGGCCUCAUUGCCACCGCCAGCGAGGACAGCACCGCGCGAAUCUGGCGCGACGACGCGUGUGUGCAGACUCUGGAGCACCCGGGGUGCGUCUGGGACUGCGCGUUCCUGCCCAAUGGGGACCUGCUCACCGCCUGCGCCGACGGCGUGGCGCGCAUCUGGACAACGGCCGCAGAGCGGGCUGCGCCGGCUGAGGUGCAGGAGGCUCUGAGGAGCGUGGUGGCGGCGCGGGCGGCAGCGAGCAAGACGGUCGGGGGGGUGAAGGUGGAGGACCUGCCGGGGGUGGAGGCGCUGCAGGAGAGCGGCAAGAAGGAGGGGCAGACGCUGGUGGUGCGGGAGGGGGGGGUCGCAGUGGCCUACAGCUGGAGCGCCAAGGAGUACCAGUGGGAGAAGGUGGGCGAGGUCGUGGAUGGUCCUGACACGGUGUCCGCAGGCCGCCCCACGUUCGCGGGCACCGAGUACGACUUCGUAUUUGACGUCGACAUCGGGGAUGGUGUGCCCCCGCGCAAGCUGCCCGUGAACGCCGACGACAACCCGUACACCGUGGCCGACCGCUGGCUGCUGGACAACGAGCUGCCCCUCGCUUACCGCGAGCAGAUUGUGGACUUCAUCAUCAAGAACACGGGCGGCGCGCAGCCAAUGCCCAUGGAGGGCGUCAUCGCCGACCCCUUCACCGGCGGCAACGCCUACGUCCCGCCCCCUGCCGGCGCAGCACGGACCCCAGCUGCUGCCGCGCCUCCCCCCCUGAACGCCGAUCCUUUCACCGGCUCUGCCGCAACCCGUGGCGGGGCUGGCGCGUCGACGUCGGGUGCGACGGCGGGGCUGGUGCACGUGCCGAAGCGCGGGUACCUGGUGUUUGACAGCGCGCCGUGGGACAGCCUGGCCAAGAAGCUGCGCGAGUUCAGCGCAGGCCUGGCCGCGCAGCCAGACACGGCGCACCUCGCGCUCACCAGGCAGGAUGACGCGCGGCUGCAGGCCAUCGUGGAGACGCUGCAGGCGACGAGCCGGUACCACGCGUCCACCUUUGCCGCGGCGGACUACGCUCUGGUGGGCAAGCUGUGCUCGUGGCCCGCGCCGCAGCUCUUCCCCGCGCUGGACCUGCUGCGCAUGCUGCUGCUGCACCCCGACGCCGCGCGCCACUACGCGGGGCCCGGUCAGACCGCGCUCUGGGCCGCGCUGCAGGCCGCCGCCAGCGGGGCGCCGCCGCUGCCCGCCAACCUGGUGACCGCCACCAGAACCGCCGUCAACACGUUCCGCCACAGCGCCCUGCAGGAUUGGGCCGCCGCACAUCAAACACAGGUGCUGGACUUGUUGGCCGACUGCGGGAGUGCUGGCGCCAGCAAGGGCGUGAAGCUGGGGUACGCCACGCUGCUGCUCAACUACGCGGUGCGCCUCACGGGCAGCGCCGCCGCGCAGGCGGACGAGGACGCGCAGCUGCAGACCUUGUCGGGGGCAGUGGAGCUGGCGGGCAACGCGCAGCAGGAGGCCGACCAGGAGGCGCUCUACCGCGCGCUGCUCGCAAUAGGCACGCUGAUUCUCAACGGGAAGGUCAAGCACGUGGCUCAAGAUCUCGGGGUGGUCAAGCUAGCAGACGGCUGUCGCAAGUCGUCCGAUAAAAAGCUUCAAGAAGUUGCUGCAGACAUCACGAAGUUGCUGAGCUAGCGCGCACCUCGGGCAUUUUCAACCUUCCAUUGACAUGGUAUACUCCGAUUCUUAGCAUCAUUAGCAUCCUCCAAAUUUCUCAUCCUGGUGACGUUCUGAUCUGCAAUCUAUCUUAUAUACGAGUCGAUUCUUCCGACCCUCCUGGUUGAACGUGACGAUUCAUGC